Messenger RNA from Polypterus senegalus (gray bichir), 5857 nucleotides. It is a transcript of the gene jade3, whose product is annotated as jade family PHD finger 3. The record is from RefSeq and is a predicted model, not a curated record. Gene Ontology annotation, cellular component: histone acetyltransferase complex. NCBI's taxonomy places the organism in Eukaryota, Metazoa, Chordata, Cladistia, Polypteriformes, Polypteridae. The transcript has 13 exons. The coding region runs from base 621 to 2903 and encodes 760 amino acids. Gene Ontology annotation, biological process: regulation of transcription by RNA polymerase II.
GGUGCAGGUUGUGUUACAAUAGGGCUGUUGUGCUGCUACUGAAAGGAUCCGAGCCAGCUAGUGAGCUUUGCAAUGAAGAGAGAACGAAUGAAAGGGAGCGACUGAUGCCUGUGCCCGUCUCGUCAACGGAACACUGUGGGUUGAGCUGCCGAAUCUGUUGUUGUAUAUGGUUUGAAGGGAUGAAAGAAAAAGAAGCUCUUUGCAGAGUUGCCAGGUAACCACAUAGCAGUAACACUGUUGUAGACUAUGGAAAGUGCUGGCAAGUAGCAUAAGACGCUUCUUGCAAUCAGACUGAUUUGUAUCUGGAUGUACAAGGAUGAAACGUCAAAGGACAAUAACCAGCAGUGACAGUUCCGACAAUGAAAGAUUCAUUAACCCUUUGGCGAGCCACUUGGAAAGGGGUUACGAGCUACCGGUAGCUCGCGAGCGACGUGUUGGAGACCCCUGAUAUAUAUUAUUGCCAUAACAGAAAGUGAUGAGCCUAGUUUGUGAAAUAACAGCAUUCCAAAAGAAGCCCUUCCACAUCCUUCUCAUCUGGUAAAUAUGUUGGCAAAACGGGUACAUCGAUCAACGAGCCAAAGAAACCGGCUGAGGUGUUUAGAAAAGACCUGAUUAGUGCCAUGAAGCUUCCGGACUCUCACUACAUUAACCCUGAUGAUUACUACCUCUUGGCAGACACUUGGAAGGAGGAGUGGGAGAAAGGGGUGCAGGUUCCUGCCAGUCCAGACACUAUUCCACAGGCAUCUCUCAGGCUCGUUGCAGAGAAGUCAAAAGAGAACCUCUUCACACGUCAGAGAAAAUAUAUUCAGUGCUCUGCUCCAGAUCCUGUUGAUACUGGUUAUGUGAACAUUGUAGAGCUAGCUGAGUCUGUAUGCCAUUAUGACUUGGAUGACAUGGAUUUAUUUUGGCUGCAAGAACUUAACGUAGAACUGGAUGAGAUGGGUAUAGGAUAUAAUCUGGUAAAUGAAGAUACCAUGGAGAAAGUAAUGGAGGCUCUGGAGCGUCAGUGCUAUGACAAGAUGAACCAUGCAAUUGAAACAGAGGAGGGGCUGGGCAUAGAGUAUGAUGAAGAUGUCAUUUGUGAUGUAUGUCGCUCUCCAGAUAGUGAAGAGGGCAAUGAAAUGGUUUUCUGUGACAAGUGCAACAUCUGUGUACAUCAGGCCUGCUAUGGAAUUGUUAAAGUUCCACAAGGCAGUUGGUUGUGCCGGACAUGUGUCUUAAGCAUCCAUCCACAAUGUGUUUUGUGCCCAAAGAGAGGUGGCGCCAUGAAAGCAACCAGGGCAGGGACUAAGUGGGCACACGUAAGCUGUGCUUUGUGGAUACCAGAGGUCAGUAUUGCCUGUCCAGAAAGGAUGGAGCCCAUUACCAAGGUUUCUCAUAUACCACCAAGUCGCUGGGCACUGGUCUGCAGCCUUUGUAAGCUGAAGACAGGUGCUUGCAUUCAGUGCUCUGUGAAAAGUUGUAUCACAGCUUUCCAUGUGACUUGUGCAUUUGAAUACAACUUGGAGAUGAAGACUAUUUUGGAUGAGGGGGAUGAAGUCAAAUUCAAAUCUUACUGUUUAAAGCACAGCAAACCUAAAUCAGGAGAACCUGGGCAAAGCCCUUCACACCCCAAACCAACUACAGAGACUGAGAAGACUAGUCUUAGGGCCCAGAAGCUGAAGGAAUUGGAGGAAGAGUUUUUUGCUCUGGUACAAGUGGAAGAGACUGCUGUUGAACUUGGCCUGCCUGAGUAUGUCCUGGACUUUAUCUUCCAGUACUGGAAACUUAAGCGAAAGUCUAAUUUUAACAAGCCCUUGUUACCACCCAAUGCGGGAGAAAAUGCACUUUUGCACCCUAAAGAAGAUAGCAUUCAUACACGCAUGAGAAUGUUUAUGCAUUUACGCCAAGAUCUUGAGCGGGUAAGAAAUCUCUGCUACAUGGUAAGCCGGAGAGAGAAGCUAAAAUUAUCUCACAGCAAAGCUCAGGAGCAGAUCUUUAGUAUGCAGGUGAAGCUUAUCAACCAGGAGCUGGCUACAGGACUUCCUUUGUCAUGCCCUCCAGAAAGUGUUCUGUUCAGAACUCCUCCCAGAAUAACUUUGAAGUUAAAGAUGCCAAAGGUGAAUUCAGGAACCAGUAAAACAGUCUCCAAGUCAAAAAAUGGACCCUUGUGCCCUGAUAACAGUGGUAAUGUUUACAAGAGUAGUACUGUUGCUAUGCUCAGCCUCCUUAAAGCCAGUGAGAAACUUAAGUCGCAUCAUCAUCGAGUCCACAAAGGUGAUGAUUACAAUGGUUUGCUGUCAAGCUCAGGGCAUUCUCAGCCUGAGACAGUAGGAGUUAGCAAUGUCUUUUCUAGUACUCCUCGUGGGAAACCUUCAGCACUUCACAUCGGUAUGCAUGUCCAGUCUUCAAAUGGAGACAGUAAACUUGACCAGGAAAGGGCUUGUCCCAGCAAAUCCAAUGGAGUGGUAGACAAGGCAGUGAAACACAGGGACAGCUCCUGUCAAACGACAUAUGAGCAAGGUCUAUCUAACCAUUUUUCUGUUCAGGGAGGAGGUACUUUUCGAAAGUCAGCUAUGGAACAUUUCAGCCGCUCUUUCAAAGAGGUCACAGACAGCCUUGUGAGAACAACUGAGGACUUAAGGAGUUCCGAAAAAUCCUCAAGAAAAGCUGCCACUAAGGAGCGCCUGUGGGCCAAAUCAGUCCCUGAGAGACAGAGUGGUAGCAAACGCUCUUACCAGGAGAGCGAUGGCUACUGUCCAGAUCUUGAACUGAGCGAUUCUGAACCUGAGAUCAAUGACAAGCGUAAGCUUCUACUCCUACAGCGCAAUAGCUCAGAAUGUGAAAGUCCUGGUAGGAAUUUUGGCAAAAGCAGCAGUUGCAACAAACUAAAAUUAGUUCAGCGUUCAUCUGUGCAAAGGUGAUGACAAAACUGGAAAGAUAUUGUAAUGCUGCACGUCUUGAACAUUUGUAUUUGUCUUUCAGAGCUUAAGACAAAUGAUGUGCCAAGAGUUUCAUUGACUGCUCAACAGCAACUGUGAGUCACUGUUCUGUCUCAGAAAUGAUCUUCGAUCAUUAAGCUGUUGUGUUAUGGUGCUAUAUAAUUACGGUUAGAAGAGAUUUGGAGAAAGCGUUACUGCCAUGAGGUGUGCACUGUGUAAAAAUUUUUUUUACACUGCUAAAAAAAAAAGUAUGUUCUGAAAAUGUGACUUGAAUUCAUGUAGCUGGUUUUCUUUGGGAUUUCACUAUUAAAAAGAGAUCCAUUAAAAUAAUAAUACAAUUAUUAUGAAGAUGAUUACCGACUAGGAUAAAAGAUUACCUCUGCAAAAAUGGUGGGCAGAUAGAUUUGAGAAUGCACAUUGAAGUCAAACCAUUUUUGACCUUUGCUGUGACUGAGUCGGGGUUUAUUUUUCCUUUUUUCUUUUGUUCUUUCUUUUCAGCAUUAAAAUGUAAAUAAUGAGUCAACAACCCAUAAAAGAAAAGAAACUAUACUUAAAAUGUGUUUUUAUUAAAAAAAUUUAUUUUUAAUUGAGAAUGAAUUAUGAACCAAUUUCUGUAUACAUUUUAAAUCAUUUCCACAUACAAUAAAAUGAUAGAGGAGUUAUCGGAAGCACCUUCCAGCCUUGAGGACAUCAUGAAAGGUGAUGAGCAUCCCUUCCUAAAAGGUUUUUUUCUUCUUUUUAUAUGACUUGUGUCGACUUUACAUUUUCUUUUGCCUUAUGUUCUUGCUUGUUAUUAAACUACAAGUUAGAGCCACAAAAUACGUUUCUAUAAAUCAUCCUCGUUCUCCAUUACAUGACAGAAAGGUACAUAUGACCAAUUUAAAAUGUUUGCAGUGACCCUCUAUUCAUAGGAAGGUUAAAGGAUGUGGCACUUUUGAAAAACUAAAUAGCUUUAUGUAGUUCAUGGGUUAGUGAGCCUAUGGUUGAUGUAAUAAUUGGAAAAUAUGAAAGCUUGCAGGGUUGUCUGAGACUCCCAAUCACAUAUACAAAGAUGAUUGUACACACUUGAAAACCACAGGAAUGCUUCAAAAUAAUCUGCUUUUAUGUUUAUUCCUGAAGUAGUAAAUAACAUGUAAGUGAUCUGCUCAGUUACUACUUCUGCAGAACCAUCAAUGCAUCAUUUAAUUCUUCUCGCAUUCCAAAAGUGUACAUGUUCGCUUUGAGAUCAAGUCCAGAUUAGCCAUGUGUAGGAGUACGCAUGUUUGUGGAUGCACUCCAUCACUGAAUACAGCUACCAGAGUAAGCUCCCCCAUCCACAACCAUUAUUGGAAUUUAAUGGGUUUGGCAGCGAAAGCAUGAUGUGUUUUAGAUAUUUUAGAGAUAGGAAGAAAAAUAGUCUGUCCUAGCAGGAGUAUAUGAAAGCAUGAGUUUGCUUUGGAUUAAGUGCCAGUUCAUUUCAGAAUACAAAUGCCCUCUAAAACAGACUUGUAUCGCUGUAAGAGCCAGUGGUCCGGUCACUAUUUGUAGAGAACAAAUGAGAGCGUCUGCCAAAUCGGAGAGAACAUGUAAAAUAUUCUUCUUGUGGAGAAACUGGCCUAGCAAUUGCGUAUUUUCACAUGCAGUCUCCCUGGUGCUGACAGCUGCUAUAACACCAUAGUAAAAUGGGGAACUAAAACAGUGAAGGUAUACUUUGAAAUAAAUAGUUAAUACAGAUUUCAAGGUGUUUCUGACUCGUCUUGAGACAGAAGUAGUAUCCAUCCAUCCAUUAUCCAACUUGCUAUAUCCUAACUACAGGGUCACAGGGGUCAACUGGAGCCAAUCUCAGCCAACACAGGGCGCAAGGCAGGAAACAUACCUCGGGCAGGGCACCAGCCCACCACAGAAUAGUAGUAUUUUACGUUAAUUAUUUUAAGAUUGACCUUUAUCUCAGGCUAUCACAUAUAUAUCGAAUAUAAUGCUAAACCCCCGCCACCCAGCAUCAUCACAAACUCAAGGACAUGUCCUACUCCAACAGACUGGGAGAAUGAAACCUUUUUAGUCUCAGACAUGCAUGGGGCGUAAUCCAGAUCUUCAAAGUUCUCAAAGGCAUUGAUAAAGUAGAUCCAGCAGAAUUCUUUUAAGUUAACUGUGAAUUACAUACUCGAGGAAACCAGUAGAAAUUAAGGGGAAGUGCAUUUAGGACUGAAGCCAGGAAGCACUUCUUUGUUCCAGUUUUCUACCACACUAUAAGUAUAAACUAUCAAGACAUGUAGUUGAAGCAGAAACCUUGACAACCCUUAAGAAGUCUCCUGUCAUUUGUAAAAUUUCUUGUGAUUCUUGAAAGCCUUUAACCAGUGUAAAUUCAUACAAAGAUGUUUGUUUCCUUAUUGACAAUCAUUGCAUUGUUUUUGCUACUUUAUCAGCUUUAAAAUAAAUUUAAUAAGCAGGCUGAAGCAGACCAGACUGGUUAGAAAUGAAUUUUGCAUAAAUGACUGAUAAUCUAACAUUUAUUUACAGAGAUAUAUGUAGAUGCAGGGAGCAGGUUACUAUAAUGAGCACUGUGGUUACAAUUGGCACAUGCAAUAAGGAGAACAGGAGCUGGUCUGUUAUACCCCGUGUUUCUCAGAAUUAUUACUGUAUAUUAAUCUGACCAGCUGUAAAGUGGAAAGAGUCACUAAGGUGAAACUAUUUGUCUCGAUACUAUACUGUAGUAUUGCAUUACACAACGUUUGUGUGACCAUAGCAGGUAUUGUUUUGAGCUAACAUACCCAAGAAAAUCUAGUUGUGAUGCCAUUGUAGUUGAUGUCUUAAGAACCUAGAUAUACUGUAUGAGAACAAAUGAAAUUGUUGUUUCUGUUCUUUUUAAACGCACACAUAAAUUAGCUAUCAUAUGCUAGAAGUUGUGGUAGGUAGAGACAGUAAAUAAUUAUGUUUGAAACAUUUUAUAUACAAAAUAA